Messenger RNA from Aureobasidium melanogenum CBS 110374, 1308 nucleotides. RefSeq names its product TTL-domain-containing protein. Gene Ontology annotation, biological process: protein modification process. The transcript has a single exon. Gene Ontology annotation, molecular function: ATP binding; metal ion binding. Gene Ontology annotation, cellular component: P-body. The record is from RefSeq and is a predicted model, not a curated record. NCBI's taxonomy places the organism in Eukaryota, Fungi, Ascomycota, Dothideomycetes, Dothideales, Saccotheciaceae. The coding region runs from base 1 to 1308 and encodes 435 amino acids.
AUGGCCGAACAAAAGACUCCUGCCGGCAAGGUUCACGCUGUCAUUGACUACGAAGAUCGCUAUGUGCAGCCCUUAAUACUGGCUGCCCUCAAGGCGCGCAUGCCGGCCGACGUCUUGGUCUUGACGCACAACAUUUCAGACGUACCUGCUUCGGAUGCAAAGUUAUUACAAUGGAAGCAAUACGAAUCUCUGGAUCUGGACCAUGUGAUGGAGAAUUCUCAGACAAGCUUGAUGAAUUCAUACAUCAUCAGAAAAGCUCUCAUCAGAAAGCAUUACCUGUCUACCACUGUAUCCCAUUGGUUGACCAAGAACCCCGAAUCUUGUCUGCGAAAGAAUGUCAAGCCCAGUGUUGAAUUUGAGUUGGACUUUGCUGAAUUCCUGGAUGAUGCUUUGGUCGAGGCUUUUGAACUUAGAGAAAGCUUCGAGCAAAAUGAAGGACUUGAAGACUCGGAGAAGCAAUGGUGGAUCCUGAAACCUGGAAUGAGCGAUCGUGGACAGGGAAUUCGUCUUUUCAACUCUGAAGAGGACUUGACUGCGAUUUUUGAGUCUUGGGAGGAAGACAGCGAUGACGAGGAAGCUGAGCUCUCCGGUGACGAAGACGAACAAAAGGUAGACGAUGAGGAGGAUGAAGGUAAUGGCUUGAUCACAUCUCAACUCCGACACUUUAUCGCACAGCCAUACAUCCACCCGCCUCUGUUGCUUCCAAGUCCUUUCGCCUCGGCAAACCGCAAAUUCCACAUUCGCACCUAUGUUUUGGCAGUAGGAGCCUUGAAGGUCUUCGUUUACAAGCCUAUGCUUGCUCUGUUUGCUGGCAAGACAUACACUGCUCCUUGGGAGAGUGAAGACCCCAACGAAGAACUUGCAAGUCACCUCACAAACACAUGUAUGCAAACUGGAGAACGCGAAGGAAGCGUGCACGCUUUCUGGUCCUUGCCUGACGAUGUUCCUGGCUUGCCGUCUGACUGGAAGCAAAACACUUUCGACCAGAUCUGUAAGAUUACCGGCGAAGUAUUCGAGGGAGCCGCCAGGGGCAUGAUGGUCCACUUCCAACCUUUGCCCAAUGCUUUUGAACUCUUUGGUGUCGAUUUCAUGCUGGAUGCAGAAGGAACUCCCUACCUGCUCGAGAUCAAUGCUUUCCCUGACUUUGCUCAGACUGGAGAUGAGCUCAACAGUAUUGUACAGGGACUCUUUGAGGAGGUAGUCGAUGUGGCCAUCAAGCCUUUCUUCGGCCUGGCGACAGAAGAGGAGUCGGCAUCGCAAAGAGAGCGCAUGGCUUUGGCACUGGAUAUCGACUUGGGCAGGAACUAA